Messenger RNA from Strongyloides ratti, 1431 nucleotides. RefSeq names its product RNA recognition motif domain and Nucleotide-binding, alpha-beta plait domain-containing protein. Gene Ontology annotation, molecular function: mRNA 3'-UTR binding. Gene Ontology annotation, cellular component: nucleus; ribonucleoprotein complex; cytoplasm. Lineage: Eukaryota; Metazoa; Nematoda; Chromadorea; Rhabditida; Strongyloididae. The coding region runs from base 1 to 1431 and encodes 476 amino acids. Gene Ontology annotation, biological process: regulation of alternative mRNA splicing, via spliceosome; mRNA splice site recognition. The record is from RefSeq and is a predicted model, not a curated record. The transcript is spliced from 4 exons.
AUGAAUACGAUAAAUAAUGGAUCUGAUCAAAAUUCUGUUGACGGGGAUAUUAUAAAAAGUGAAAACAUUACUAUAACAACAUCAUCAUCAACAACAGAUAUUGCUAGAGUUCCAGAUAAAGAUUAUAUUAAAAUGUUUGUUGGGCAAAUUCCACGUGAAUGGAAUGAAAAUGAUUGUAGAAAAUUAUUUGAAGAAUUUGGAGAUGUUUAUCAAGUUAAUGUAUUAAGAGAUAAAUCUUCACAACAAAGUAGAGGAUGUUGUUUUGUAACAUAUUAUACCAGAGCUGAUGCACUAAAAGCACAAGGCUCUUUACAUAAUGUAAGAAAACUUCCUGGUAUGCAAUUUAAAGUUCAAAUGAAACCUGCUGAUGGUGAUAAUAGAAAUGAUCGCAAAAUAUUUGUUGGAAUGGUGCCAAAAUUUAUUGAAGCUGAUGAAAUUCGUGAACAUUUUACUAAAUUUGGCAUUAUUGAAGAUUGUUCUAUAUUAAAAGAUACAUGUGGUAAUAGUAGAGGAUGUUGUUUUGUUACGUUUAGCACUCGUGCUAGUGCCGCUGCGGCCAUCAAAGCCAUGAAUGGCGUUAAAUUGCAAGAGACAUGGCCAAAUUUGGUUGUAAAGUUUGCUGAUGUUCAAAAAGAUAAACAAAAAGGAACAAAAAGACCUGCUAGUAGAAAUACUAUUUCACCAAUUGAUAAUAAAAGAUUUAAUAAUACUAGUAAUCUUUUGAUAAAUAAUAUGGUUACUCAACAGCUUCUUCAAAAUCAAAUUCAAGCUAUUUGUCAACAAACAUUAUUAACAAGUCCAUUACUUGCACAAGCUCAACCAUUAUUAUUAUCACAGCAGGCAAAUUUACUUCAAAAUCAGUCAUCUUUAAAUCAAUCUAAUAAAGAUUCUAUAAGUCCACCAAUAAAGAAUUCAUCAAAUAUAUCAAGUAAUAAUUCUUUAAAUGCAUUAGCUAUGCUUCAACGUCAAAUUAAUCCACUUCUUUUAUCUGGUGCUAAUCAAUUACUUCUAGGAAUGCCACAACUAGGAAAUCUUUCAAAUUCAGCAAAUUAUGCUGGUGUAUUAAAUGCUUUAUCAGUACCAAAAAGUGAUGUUGCAGGAAGUACAAAUAAAGGUGAUGAUGGAUGUAAUCUUUUUAUAUAUCAUUUACCUCAAGAAUUUAAUGAUGAAAAUUUAGUUCAAAUUUUUUCUAAGUUUGGUAAUUUAGUUUCUGCUAAAGUAUUUGUUGAUAAGACAACUAAUUUAAGUAAAUGCUUUGGUUUUGUGUCAUAUAAUAAUCCAAUAUCUGCUCAAAAUGCUAUUCAAGCAAUGAAUGGUUUCCAAAUUGGUAAUAAAAAAUUGAAAGUUCAAUUAAAAAAAUCAAAAGGAAAUACUGGUCAACAUAACUCGCAGAAUAUGACUAUUAAUCAAGAAGCAAAUAUAGGAUAUUAA